Messenger RNA from Trametes versicolor FP-101664 SS1, 1536 nucleotides. RefSeq names its product CDP-diacylglycerol--glycerol-3-phosphate 3-phosphatidyltransferase. Lineage: Eukaryota; Fungi; Basidiomycota; Agaricomycetes; Polyporales; Polyporaceae. The transcript has 6 exons. The record is from RefSeq and is a predicted model, not a curated record. Gene Ontology annotation, cellular component: mitochondrion. Gene Ontology annotation, molecular function: CDP-diacylglycerol-glycerol-3-phosphate 3-phosphatidyltransferase activity. Gene Ontology annotation, biological process: cardiolipin biosynthetic process. The coding region runs from base 1 to 1536 and encodes 511 amino acids.
AUGUACUCCGCUGUGCUACCGAUCGCUGCCGCCCAAAAACCGCGCAAUAUCUCGACCGCCUCCUUCGAUCCAUCCAUCCGGCAGUUCCUCGUGAAGCUCGCGGAACACCAGCCGUGCUUUUCCAUGAGUUCUGCCAACGUCGCUAUAAUGCACGAACCGCGAUUAUUCUACCAGACGUUGCUAAGUAUGAUACGAAAGGCGCGACACAGACUAUUCAUAUCAUCCCUCUACAUAGGCUCGGAAGACGUCGAGCUCAUAGAUGCUAUACAUGCAUCUCUCCGUGAUAAUCCUGCCCUCCAUGUCUACCUACACCUCGACCUUAAUCGCUCUACUCGCCCGGGGCCCGAUUCUACCACGCACGUUCUCUUGCCGCUACUGCGCGAACACCCAGAUAGAGUGCACGUGUCGCUGUUCCGCAGCCCUAAACUCAAGGGCCUUAUGGCACGCAUUGUACCUCCCCGAUUCAACGAGGGCUGGGGUACUUGGCACCCUAAAGUCUACGGUGCUGAUGACUCCUUAGUAAUAUCUGGAGCGAACAUGAACACCUCGUAUUUCACCAACCGUCAGGACCGAUACCUGCAGUUCACCGAUCAGAGUCGCUUAGCUGAUUAUUGCUUCGACUUCUUGCAAGCCGCGUCGACAUUCUCAUACGGUCUCCUGCCGUCACCUCAUUCUCCAGAAGACUAUAUUCUGCACUGGCCAGACGCCAUGACACACCCACACCGAAUAGAGGCAAAAGCGCAGCAGGUCCUCGCUACGUUCCAAAGAUCUCAACAUCUCGCUUCUCCCGCGCCUCUCACCGUCCCUGCGGACAAAGGGCCGCUUCACACCGUCGAGAGCGAGCACGACGUAUUGGUAUUCCCCGUCAUCCAAGCAGGGCAAUUCAACAUUCGCGAGGAAGAACGGUGUUUGGGCCUUCUGUUCCGCGAGCUAUCCGCACAGCAGCCGCCCCAGUUACCAUGGCCCUCGAAAUACGAUGGUCCCGUGGUCGACCUCACGAGUGGCUACUUCGCGCUGUACAAGCCAUACCAGCAAGCGGUCAUCCACUCCCGGCUCGCAUGUAGAAUUCUCGCAGCCAGCCCGAAGGCGAAUGGAUUCUAUGCCUCGAAAGGCGUCUCAGGACGCAUUCCAGAGGCUUACACGCUCUUUGAACGGCGGUUCAUGAGCGCCGUGCGCGCCGCCGGCAAAGAGUGGCCCCAGGGUUCGGAGGCCCUCUCCGCAGUGCUGCUGAGCGAGUGGGAACGCCAAGGUUGGACGUACCAUGCCAAAGGCGUGUGGGUUCGUCCAACUCCGUCUUCGACGCCCGCGUUGACUCUGUUCGGUUCGACGAAUCUCAAUUCCCGGUCCGCGAACCUCGAUACCGAGCUGUCAUUCGUGUUGGCAACAACGUCACCGGUGCUCCGGCAACGCCUCGGUGAGGAGGUUGACGGACUGCGCGCACACGCGCGCACAUGGCGCGGUGAAGACAACUCCGAGGAGAGACGAGUACGUCUGGGAACGCGGCUUUUGGUCGGCGCUGUAGGAGGCAUGUUGUAG